Messenger RNA from Cornus florida, 1813 nucleotides. Its product is annotated as MLO-like protein 13. Gene Ontology annotation, biological process: defense response. The coding region runs from base 51 to 1475 and encodes 474 amino acids. Gene Ontology annotation, cellular component: membrane. The transcript has 14 exons. Lineage: Eukaryota; Viridiplantae; Streptophyta; Magnoliopsida; Cornales; Cornaceae. The record is from RefSeq and is a predicted model, not a curated record.
ACCUUCACAUUUUAUAUCAUAUUACUGGGGGUUGUCAUCUGUGGCAAGAAAUGGCAGAGGAAUCUCGGUCUCUAGAGUAUACCCCAUCGUGGGUUGUCGCCGUUGUUUGCACCAUCAUUGUUCUUCUAUCUCUUCUUGCUGAACGAGGCCUUCAUAGACUGGGAAAGAUCCUGAAACACAAAGGUCAAGACGCUUUAUUCGAGGCCUUGCAAAAAUUGAAAGAAGAGUUGAUGCUUUUGGGUUUCAUUUCUCUUCUCUUGACGGUCUCUCAAAAUUUUAUAACCCGCAUAUGCAUCCCUAGUCAUCUUGCAUCUUAUAUGCUCCCCUGCAAAUUGGAAACUACUACUUCAAGUGCUUCAGAACAUCAACAUCAAGCUAUGAACUACGGCCGGAGGCUUUUGUCUACAGCUAAUUCAGUCCAAUGUGCACUUGGAAAGGUUCCAUUACUCUCACUAGAAGCAUUACAUCAUCUGCACAUUUUCAUCUUUGUAUUGGCGGUUGUUCAUGUCAUCUUCUGUGUCAGCACCAUGCUUCUUGGAGGGGCAAAGAUUCGUCGUUGGAAGCCUUGGGAGGAGGAAAUCAGGACAACGGCUACCCAUGUUCACCAUCACCAUCACCUUCGUUUCGAGCAACGUGCAUCUGGACGUUGGAGGAGGACGUGGGUUGUAAGUUGGAUGAUUUCAUUCUUCAAACAAUUUUAUGGCUCAGUUACAAAGUCCGACUAUAUUUCUCUACGAACAGGAUUUAUAAGAGCCCAUUGUCCUUCGAAUCCAGGUUAUGAUUUUCACAGUUAUAUAUUAAGGACACUGGAAAUUGAUUUCAAGAGAAUUGUCGGCAUAAGCUGGUAUUUGUGGCUCUUUGUUGUGGUCUUUUUGCUGCUGAACAUUGAAGGAUGGCACACAUAUUUCUGGUUAUCCUUUUUACCCCUCGUGCUUUUGCUUCUUGUGGGCGCAAAGUUAGAGCACGUUAUCAUCCGCUUGGCUGAAGAUUUUGCACAGCAUAAGCAGGGGGACAACGAAGCACAAGCAGUGGAGCCUUCUGACAGACAUUUUUGGUUUAAAAAACCCAAGAUUGUCCUUUACUUGAUUCACUUUGUUUUGUUUCAAAAUGCAUUUGAGAUCGGCUUCUUCUUUUGGAUUUGGAGUACAUAUGGAUUUCAUUCAUGCAUCAUGGAGAGAUUGUGCUACAUCAUCCCAAGACUUAUUAUAGGGGUGGUUGUUCAAGUACUCUGCAGUUACAGCACAUUACCUCUGUAUGCUCUAGUCACCCAGAUGGGUAGCGCUUUUAAAGAAGGAAUUUUCAAAGAUCAUGUGCACGAAAUGCUUGGAAGUUGGGCUGGCGGUUCAAAAAAAAUGACCAAAGAAUCGUUUGAAAACAUUCGUACUGAGGAACAAAUACCCGAUGCUGAUGCAGGAAUUACUGCAUCAGUAGUUGAGCUUUCUUGUAUUAAGCGAACUCAAAUGUCAUCUCCUUGAGUUUGUUCAAUAAUGAUUUGGUUUUCCCAAAACAAUCAAUGACAUUCAUAUAUACAAGCAAAUUUGAUUCAUGGUUGUGACUUGUGAGUUCAUUAGAUUCAUCAGUAUGUAAUCAAUCUCUUGCCGAUGAAUUCUAACAGAAAAGGAUGCUGAUAUAUUUUCUGUAAACACAUCAAUGCAGCUUUCUACUAUUAUGGUUUAAGAACUUGUUUUUCCUAGUUGCAAAAUCUAACUGUUGAAAUCUAUUUAUUUAGUAGUUGCUAACUUUCUAUACAUUGAUUGUGAGAUGUAAUGAAACUGAAGAGGAAUACAAACCAUUAUGCCCUGCUCUUGAAAAA